AAAAUCAAUUUAUUACUAUUUCUUUUUCCACUUUUUUCAAAAAUUCUACCCAUUCUUGUUUAGUUGUUUAUUUGCAAAUUGCUGAGAAUUAUAGUCCCAAUGGCAGUGCGAGCAAUAUUUCUUCUUCAGUUCUUCUUAUCCACUAUUUUUUCUGGGAAAGUUGAUGGUUACACUGUUACUGGACGAGUAAGAAUUCCUGGCUUUAGUUUGAAAGGAUCUGGUUACUCAGCUAAAGCUUCAAAUGUUAAAGUCAUACUCAAUGGUGGCCAAAUAGUUACAUUCCUGAGACCCAAUGGAUAUUUUUCAUUCCAUAAUGUGUCGGCAGGGACACAUCUUAUUGAGGUGACUGCAAUUGGCUACUUCUUUUCUCCGGUUCGAGUUGAUGUCAGUGCCAGGAACCCAGGUAUGGUUCAAGCAGCUUUAACCGAGAACAGGAGGAGUCUGAUUGAACUGGUUUUGGAGCCGUUGAGCGAGGAGCAGUAUUACGAGUUAAAGGAACCCGUCACCAUUAUGUCUCUAGUGAAAAGUCCGAUUGGCAUGAUGUUCGGGUUUAUGCUGUUUGUAAUGUUUGUGAUGCCAAAAUUAGCAGAAAAUGUUGAUCCUGAAGAAAUAAAACGAACACAAGAGGAAAUCAUGAGAGGCCAAGGCAGUCUUUCAAGCUUAUUGCCUGGGGCUCAAAGCAGCAACUAGAGAUUGGAUUUCACCUCUGUUAUAAAGGCAAAUUCUCCGUGGCCAUUCUAUAGAAAAGCUGAAUUCUUUCGUUAGCUCAGUUCCAGUGAUCUAUCUCAAGCUUUUCUGAAGUCUAUGAGUACCAUCACUUAUUCAUUUUAUCCUUGCAAAGAUCCUACAUUUCCUUUUGGUUAAAGUUGUAGGAGUCUGUUAUCAAUUUUAUGCAUCGAUCGAUUAUGAUCCUAAGAAUUCUUUAAUAUUGAAAUGCUUGUAUUCCAACUCUAAUAUUAUUCUGCUACCAAGAAUUAGUGUCCCCAGUAUUUUGGAUCACUGUA
Capsicum annuum is the source of this 1004-nucleotide messenger RNA. Its product is annotated as ER membrane protein complex subunit 7 homolog. The coding region runs from base 100 to 690 and encodes 196 amino acids. The transcript has 7 exons. The record is from RefSeq and is a predicted model, not a curated record. Gene Ontology annotation, molecular function: carbohydrate binding. Gene Ontology annotation, cellular component: EMC complex. NCBI's taxonomy places the organism in Eukaryota, Viridiplantae, Streptophyta, Magnoliopsida, Solanales, Solanaceae.